Pogoniulus pusillus (Red-fronted tinkerbird) is the source of this 1559-nucleotide messenger RNA. It is a transcript of the gene ACAT1, whose product is annotated as acetyl-CoA acetyltransferase 1. The transcript is spliced from 12 exons. Gene Ontology annotation, cellular component: mitochondrion. NCBI's taxonomy places the organism in Eukaryota, Metazoa, Chordata, Aves, Piciformes, Lybiidae. Gene Ontology annotation, molecular function: acetyl-CoA C-acetyltransferase activity. Gene Ontology annotation, biological process: fatty acid beta-oxidation. The record is from RefSeq and is a predicted model, not a curated record. Bases 54 to 1319 code for a protein of 421 amino acids.
GCCGCGGUGGGGGCGGCGGUGGAGGUGACGAGGGGCGGCCGGCGGGAGCAAGCAUGGCAGCCGUGGCGAUGUUGGGCUGGCGGCGCCCGGCCGCGGAGCUGCUGCGGGCUUUGAAGUAUACGAGCCGGAGCUAUGCAUCACAGCGUACUUUAAAUGAGGUGGUGAUAGCAAGUGCUGUAAGGACACCAAUUGGCUCUUUCCAAGGAUCUCUUUCAUCAUUGCCAGCCACUAAACUCGGUUCCAUUGCAAUUAAGGGAGCAAUUGAAAGAGCGGGUAUCCCUGCAGAAGAAGUAAAAGAAGCAUAUAUGGGUAAUGUCUUGCAGGCUGGACAAGGACAAGCUCCAACAAGACAAGCAGUCUUGGGUGCAGGUCUACCAAUUGGCACUCCUUCUACAACUGUCAAUAAAGUCUGCGCAUCAGGAAUGAAAUCAAUCAUGAUGGCAGCGCAAAGCUUGAUGUGUGGGAGUCAGGACGUGAUGGUUGCUGGUGGAAUGGAGAGCAUGUCCAAUGUUCCCUAUACGAUGAGUCGAGGAUCAACGCCUUAUGGAGGAGUAAAGCUGGAAGACCUGAUAGUAAAAGAUGGGCUGACAGAUGCUUAUAACCAUAUCCAUAUGGGCAACUGUGCGGAGAACACUGCAAAGAAGUUUACAAUAUCACGAGAGGAACAAGACACUUACGCCAUAGGCUCUUACACUAGGAGCAAAACAGCCUGGGAGUCAGGAAUACUGAAAAAUGAAAUUGUUCCUGUCACUAUUUCACAAAAAGGAAAGCCAGACAUGGAAGUGAAAGAAGAUGAAGAAUACAAGCGUGUUGAUUUCAGUAAAGUUCCAAAGCUGAAAACCGUUUUCCAAAAAGAAAAUGGAACAGUUACAGCUGCUAAUGCCAGCACUUUGAAUGAUGGAGCAGCUGCUUUGGUGCUGAUGACUACAGAGGCAGCCAAGAGACUGAAAGCCAAGCCAUUGGCACGGAUAGUAGCCUUUGCAGAUGCUGCUGUUGAUCCCAUUGACUUCCCAAUUGCACCUGCAUAUGCUGUUCCCAAGAUUCUCAGUGAGACAGGGCUGAAGAAAGAAGAUAUUGCAAUGUGGGAAAUCAACGAAGCUUUCAGCGUUGUGGUGCUGGCCAACAUUAAAAUGCUGGGUAUUGAUGCACAGAAAGUAAAUAUUCAUGGAGGUGCUGUCUCCCUUGGACAUCCAAUAGGAAUGUCUGGAGCAAGAAUUGUUGUUCACAUGGCCCAUGCACUGAAACAAGGACAAUACGGACUUGCAGGAAUUUGCAAUGGAGGAGGAGGUGCUUCUGCAAUACUGAUAGAGAAGCUGUAGGCCUAAAGAGCAUUGGAAACAAAGCCUUGAACACUGAUCAGAACAAUGAGUGGUACAUGUUACACCUUACUGAUAAGUAAGUGGAGCAAUGCCAUUGAUUACUAUCAUGGAUUACUGACACAGACAGCUGGGCUUCUAUUACUUUUCACUCCGUGCAAGUUUUUUUACAGUGCAAGUAGCAAGUGUAAAAGUUAUGGUAAUAUCCUGACACCUGACAAUAAAGAAUGUUUGUUAACUGUG